Hypomesus transpacificus is the source of this 2124-nucleotide messenger RNA. Its product is annotated as butyrophilin subfamily 1 member A1-like. Gene Ontology annotation, molecular function: protein binding. Lineage: Eukaryota; Metazoa; Chordata; Actinopteri; Osmeriformes; Osmeridae. The transcript is spliced from 9 exons. Bases 14 to 1462 code for a protein of 482 amino acids. The record is from RefSeq and is a predicted model, not a curated record.
AGAGAGGAGGCUGAUGGUGAAACCAGAGUUUUAUAAAGGAAUGAUGCUGACCCUGCCUGACUGUGUGUUCUGGAGGAUUCUCCUACUGCUCCACACAGCAAACUGCGUUACUCAUAAAGUCAUUACUCCAGUUCAUCACAUCACUGCUGUGGCUGGUGAAAGUGUAGUUCUGCCGUGCUACGUCGACCCCAGCAUCAGUGCUGAGGGCUGGACAGUGGAGUGGUUGAAACUCUCAGUAGACAGAGACCAACGCAACAUCCAUCUUUACAAAGACGGCAGAGAUGACAAUGAAAAUCAGAAUCCCUCCUUCAAGGCAAGAACAGCUCUGUUUAAAGAGGAACUGAAGACAGGCAACACCUCCUUAAAGCUGCUCUGGGUUAAAGGCACUGAUGAAGGAACUUACAAAUGUUUUGUUUGGUCACGUACCUUGGAAUGGUAUGAUGAUUCCAACAUCACAGUCAGUGUUAAAGCUGUAGGAUCCCAUCCAGUGGUCUCCAUUGAGGGACACAGAGGGGCAGGGAUGGUACUGGUGUGUGAGACACAAGGCUGGUACCCUCAACCAGAGGUGGUGUGGCUGGACAGUGAAGGAGUCUCUCUCUCUGCUGAUCCUCCAGAGACGACCACAGACUCUGUGGGGCUCUACACAAUCAGACUGAGGGUCACUGUUCAGAAGACAUAUAGAAACCUCUUUAACUGUAGAGUUAAACAGAAAUACAUGGAGGGAGAUAAGACGGCAAGGAUUCAUGUUCCUGGUGAGCUGUUCUAUCAAGAUCACUCACGGAAAUGGUCCUUGGCCGGGGUGUUUGGUGUGCUGUUUGGUGUCUCUGUCGUGGGAUUAGCUGUGGCCAUCUGUGUCCUGGUGAAGAGACAUAAAGAAACUGUCAAUUUCAUGAUAGUUAAGCUCGAGGGUGAGAAGGAAACGCUCAUAAAGGAUGCCUGUCAGCUCACACUGGACCCAAACACAGCACACAGAAAACUCUCUCUGUCUGAGGAGAACAGAAAGGUGACAUUUAGGAGACAGGAGCAGCGGCCUCCUGAUCACCCAGAGAGAUUUGAGGUCUGGUCACAGGUGCUGUGUAAAGAGGGUCUGUCUGGGCGCUGUUACUGGGAGGCAGAGUGGAGUGGAGGAGAAGGGGUUACAAUUGCAGUGACAUAUAAAGGAAUCAGCAGGAGAGGAGGGGGUGAUAGGCUUGGAUACAAUAACAAGUCCUGGGGUCUGGAGUGUGGUAAUAACAGUUACUCUGCCGUGCACAAUAAUAAGAGAACUGUCGUAUGCCUCCCCUCCAGCUCCCACAGAGUAGGAGUGUAUCUGGACUGGCCGGCCGGCACUCUGUCCUUCUACGGAGUCUCCUCUGACACACUGACCCACCUGCACACAUGCCACAGCACAUUCACUGAGCCCCUUUAUCCUGGGUUCAGGGUUUGGUCUGACUCCUCAGUGUCCCUGUGUCAGGUAGAAUAGCCCACACUAACUUUCACACACUGUGCUCACAUCGAUGUCAUUGAAGAUUGAACUGUAUAUAGUUGUAAUUGAUAUCCCAGAGUGUUUGCAAAUAUUGGUGUGUGUAAAAUGUUUGCUUUGCUUUCAUUGUUGACAAACAACAAUCCUGUCUUUGAUCUCAGUUCAACUGAAUGUGAUCAACGAAAUUGUGUCUUACUGACUAAAUAAGGAGAAAUACAUUAUACAUACAAAUAUAUAUAUGUAUGUAUAUUGUAACACACAAUGACACAAAAUAUAAAUUGUGUGUCAAGCGUGAUCAUCUCUCUCACCCCACCCUCCCUCCCUACCUCCUCUCUCUCUGAGUCAACCUUGUGUCUUGCCUCUCUAACAUUACACAUUUGUGGUUGAGAUUGAGGGACUGCAAAAGCAUAGCAAAUAGAAUAGAACUUCACUUUUCCAGAACUUUGUGGUGUCAGACACAUUCAAAAUGUAGUAUGCACACAGAUAUGUUCAGUAUUUACAGGUAUAUGAAAUAUGAUCUGAUCCACUGACAUCUGAUCAAUGUUUUUGAGUCAUGUCCAAUACUCCAGUUCAUCCUAGUAUGCCCAUCCACACCAAAGGAAGCAUCCUCAUGCACCCCAUCCAUCCACCAUAGAGGUUCACCACCAGCAGCAGAAGAAAAG